Molecule: messenger RNA, 1578 nt
Organism: Prorocentrum cordatum
Lineage: Eukaryota; Dinophyceae; Prorocentrales; Prorocentraceae
Source: the annotation of a GenBank genome assembly
AUGGAUCUGGAGGAGAGGAUGAGGACGAGGAGGAAGGAGAAGGGAGGGCGGGAGGCCCCUCCUGAGCCAGGCGAUACGCCUCUUGUCCACGUGCGGGAGGUGCGAGAGGCCAUCCGCCUCGUGUGGCCCGACGAGCGGGUGGUCGUGCACGACGACCUGGCCCUCGACGUGCGAUCGCCGCCGGCUGGCCUGGGCCUGCUCGCGGCCGCCGCGGAGGCUCCGCCCCCCGCGGCCUGCCUGCGGAGACUGCUGAGACUGGCCCGAUUGGGCCUGCGGCCGCCCGACCGCAUCGGAUUGAUUCGGCUGGCGGGCAUGACGUUCAGCUUCCAGUGCAAGGCCUACUUGAUCGCGCAAGACCGAAGAUAUCGACCUCUUCCCGACAAGUGCGAAGAUGGGGCGCAGGAAGUGGACGGCGUGAACCUGUCGGUCCAAGAGGAGGAGCUAAGCGCGCAGCUGUACUUCGCCCUGGUCCUAGUCAUGCCCGAGGAGGAGUACGUCCCAAGCGAAGCAGGCAACGUGCUGGCGAUGUGGACCAAGCUUACGGACGCGAAGUUCGAGGCGACAGACGACGUCAUGGUGAGCAUCAGCAAGCUCGACGAGGACAUGACGAAGUGCCAGAAGAUGUCGGGCGAGCCCGUGUCGGAUCUCAUCGAGCGAGGGAUCCUCGCCAAGGCGUUCAAGGAUCACGCGGGCUUGCAGAAGCACGUGUUUCGGAACAGCAGUCGGCUGAACACGUGCGAGCUCCUGCGAGCCGAAGUCGUGUCAGCGCUGACGGCGGAGCGAGCGGCCCGCGACGAUCCGAUGGGCAUUGGCGGGUUGAAGGGCGGCAGGAAGGCGUGGAAAGGCCGGGGCGAAGGCAAGGAAGGCGAGGGCGAGGAGAGGCAGCCGAACCCAGACACCGACCCAGAGUGCAACAACUGGCGCAAGAAUGGCCACCGAAGCGCCAACAGCCGCAAUCGGAUAGCCGACGAGAAGAAGGCAGCCGCCAACCGCGACGACAAGCACGGGCGCUCGAAGUUCGACUUCUUGCAGCUGCUGCGAGCCAGCUGCGGCGCGCAGAUCAGCGCCGCGCCGAGAGAGCAGGUUACCCAGUGCAACUGCGCGCCGACGGACAGUCGCGUCGUUGGCUUGAAGGGUAUCGGAGGCGAAGAGAUCGAGAGAGCGUUCUCCGUAGUCCUGCAGGUCACUGGAUCAUCAACGGCGCCAUCGAGCCGCCUGAAGGAGCGGAAUUCGUGCCUCUACGACGCCAUCAGGUCCCAGCUGAACAAGAGCUGGAUUUUUACCGAGGGCUCUCGGCUCAGAGGUCGAGCGGAUGGCGAUCCAAGCUGCGUGCAGGGGCCAGCGGGCGAGAAGCAAGUGCCGAGUGUGUUGUUCGACAUCUUCUAUGUGGGAACUGACCGGCUGGCGGCUAAGUGCAAGGCUAAAGGGGGCUACUUCAGCAUCCGCGAAAAGCCGUUGGUAACGAAAGCAGAUCUCGAGCAGGCGAUCUCGGUUCUGAACGUGAUCGAUUGCAGGAUCCUGGCACAGGCAGCGCUGUAUGCUAACGGAGAGUUGGAUGUCUACAGUCUGUUUUCCUGA